AUGUCCGUCAGGUAAUUUCAAAAUGAGAGGAUGAUCUGCUGACAUUGGGUUUGUUUUCUGCUUCUAGGUCAGUGCUUGUGAACCGGUGGUGUCGGAAGAAGCUGAAUGAAUGGACGGGUCAGGGCAGAAGGGAAGUUUGCGUUCCAUGCUCUCCGCUGGCCGCGGGACACGGGCAGCACUCGGCCUCUGAACUGACCCGGAGUCGCUGGAGCUGUGGGACUCUGAGCACCUCUGAAGGGCGCCAUGAUGGAUAACCGGUUUGCUACAGCACUGGUGAUUGCUUGUGUGCUCAGCCUCAUCUCCACCAUCUAUAUGGCAGCUUCCAUUGGCACCGACUUUUGGUACGAAUACCACACCCUGUCCCCAGCUGAGAAUGUUAGUGAAGCUGGCAGAAGCAUCUUGGAGGAAUUUGACAGCAAGGAGGCAGAAGACCUACACAGACAAAACAAUUUAUUCUGUAACGGCACGGUUGGACUGUGGCGGAGGUGUAUCACUGUACCCAAAAACCCUCACUGGUACAUCUCACCAGAAACUGAUAUGACUACAAACUGCAUCAGUUUUUCACUCUCUGAUCAGUUCAUGGAAAAGUACAUAGAGCCUGGAAAUCACAAUAGUGGCACGGAUUUGAAUCGGACUUAUCUCUGGCGAUUGCAGUUUCUCCUGCCCUUUGUCAGCAUCGGCCUCAUGGGCUUUGGGGCUCUGAUUGGGGUCUGUGCUUGUGCCUGUCGCAGCCUUUACCCAGCCAUUGCCACUGGAGUCCUCCAUUUCCUAGCAGGGCUUUGUACGCUGGGCCUCGUUGGCUGCUAUGUAGCUGGGAUUGAGCUGCUGCACAAGAAGCUGCCUCUGCCUGAUGACGUGAGGGGUGAAUUCGGCUGGUCCUUCUGCCUAGCCUGUGUCUCGGCACCGUUGCAGUUUAUGGCAGCUGCUCUUUUCAUCUGGGCAGCUCGCACCAACAGAAAGGAGUUCACCCUCCUGAAAGCAUACCGUGUGGCAUAACUGUACUACAGCAGUAUGGGCUUUCCCUGUCACAGCCUCUGCUCCCCCUAACCUUUACUAUUUUCUUUUAGUCAGAAUUUUGUCUUGUACUGCAUGCUUCUUGCCAGUUGAGACAAUUUAGCCUGCAGGCCCUGAAGACAAA
Molecule: messenger RNA, 1138 nt
Organism: Acanthisitta chloris (rifleman)
Lineage: Eukaryota; Metazoa; Chordata; Aves; Passeriformes; Acanthisittidae
Gene: CLDND1
Product: claudin domain containing 1
Exons: 5
Coding region: 244-996 (250 amino acids)
Cellular component (GO): membrane
Source: RefSeq, a predicted model, not a curated record